Gambusia affinis (western mosquitofish) is the source of this 4820-nucleotide messenger RNA. RefSeq names its product caveolae associated protein 2a (gene cavin2a). Gene Ontology annotation, cellular component: cytoplasm; caveola. The transcript is spliced from 2 exons. NCBI's taxonomy places the organism in Eukaryota, Metazoa, Chordata, Actinopteri, Cyprinodontiformes, Poeciliidae. Gene Ontology annotation, molecular function: protein kinase C binding. The record is from RefSeq and is a predicted model, not a curated record. Bases 236 to 1654 code for a protein of 472 amino acids.
CUCUCCAGCAGCAGGGCUCGGCCUGCUCGUCUCCCAUGGCAACGCGGCCCCUCCUUUUAGCCCGCAGAGGAGGUGUUUGGAAAGUUCACGGCGUGUUUGUGCGUGUCAGAAAGGGGCGUGGAGGCCGAACCCACUCCAAGGAGCUCCUCAGCCCGCCUGCAGUCGCUGCGGAACCCGGCAGAGUGACAGCAACCCCCCAGCCCCUCUGCAGAGGAACUGUUUGAGUUCAGGAGCCAUGGCAGACGAAGGGUCCCACGCAGAGCCCGGCAGCGUGUCGGUCAGUGUAUCUGGCAGCACCCACACCCUCCCACAGCUGCAGCCCGACAACACGGAGCUGCAGAUCAGCCCGUCCUCCGCCCCCUGCUCCCCGACCCCAACCGGGACCCUGAAGCGGCUCAGCCUGCGGGGCCCCCUGAGCCCCGCCGCGGCCUCCGCGCCCUCCCCGCCCGGCCAGGUGAGCGCCAUCACGGUGGUGGCGCUGCUAGACAAGCUGGUUAACAUGAUGGAGGCGGUGCAGGAGAACCAGCAGAGGAUGGAGCAGCGGCAGUCGGACUUGGAGGGCGCCGUGAAGGUGGUGCAGGGCGACGUGUCGCGCCUCUCCAAAACCCACCUGUCCACCGCAAACAGCGUCAACAAGCUGCUGGAGCGCUCCCGCAAAGUCAACGGCAACGUGAAGGAGGUGAAGGAGCGUCUGGACAAGCAGGCGGUGCAGGUGAGGAAGCUGGAGGCCAACCACAACCACCUGCUGAAGAGGAACAACUUCAAAGUGCUCAUCUUCCAGGAAGACAACGAGAUCCCUACCAACUUGGUGGUCUCCCCCAAAACUCCCGUACCAAGCCAGUAUGACGCAGAGUCCACCAUCCAGCCGGCUCCGUCCAUCACAGGAUCUAUUGAAGGCAGCCGCACUCAGGAAGAGAUGCUCCAGAAGAUCAGUCUGUCCUCAGACGACGACGCCGAACUGGCGUGCGCCACGUCCCAACGAGACGAGGGCGACUCCCUGGAGUACGAUGUCUCCCCCAUCAAAUUCGAAAGAAGGUCUGACCGGUUCAAACGCUCUAGUUUGAAGAAGGUCGACACCAUAAAGAAGGCCUUCACACAUGCCAAGAUUGGCGAGAAGGUAAACCAGAUCACCUCCAAGAUUGUUCCUCCAGAGAAGCGUGAGAAGAUCAAGAAGAGCUUCACCCCGAGCCACGCCAAGUCUUCAACCGCCAAGUCCUCCUCCUUCAAGAUUUCCCCAAUGACCUUCAACGUAAAGAAGGUCAGAGAUGGGGAUGCGCCCGCUGAAGAAAUGAAAUCCCCAGUGGAAAAAGCCCAUGUAGAAAUCCCUACAUUGACCGGUCUGGGCGGUAAGAUUCCCUCAGGCGAGGUUCACAUCCAGGAAGAGGUGAUGAAGGAGGUGGUGGAGACCCUGAGUCCGACCGCAAUGGAAACCAUCCAGGCAGAGGUGUCCGUCAACGGGAAGUCCUCCAGCAUUGAGGCAGAGAUCAACGGCGAGGGUCUGGCUGGCCUGGCGGUUCCGGAGCACGAUGAAGAUGUUGGUGAGGAUGAGGAGGAGGAGGAGGAAGAGGAGGAUCAAGAGAAGCAGAAAAGCCCCAUUGAGGUGGCGGCUGAAGUCCAGAUUACAGAAACGAUCGCCAUGGAGCAAGUGUCCUAAUGCCAAUCGGCUGAAAGCAUCAAGUCCCAUUCUGCUUCUAUUCGUCUUUGAGUUCCUAGGAUUACAGAAGAGCCAACGUCCCUCCUGGCUGUCGGGUCGGGAUCCACCGUAACUCACGGCCACAUCACCAACAUCUCCAGGGCGCUGGAGCAACCGUCUUCCUCCUGCAGGACGAUCCUCACUGAAAAACGGCCCCUUUUGUUCCCUCUGAGUUUUCUGGAAAGUGAAAAAGAGAAACAGAACCUGCUGAGGCAGCGCGUUGCCAGGUUGUGCUGGAGCUGGAAUGAGACGGUUUUUUUUUCUUCCUUUUCUUCCUCUUUGUUAGCUUGUUAAGGUUGUUUACUGGAUUUCCAGAUCCUACCCAACCGGCGAAUCUGGUCAUCCAUCGUCUUCUGCUACAACCGACCAAUUGUAAACCUGUUUCCCUCUUAUUUUCUGAUUUUAUAAUUGAUUUAGAACAUCAUGUUGUAGUAAUAUUAUAUUAAUACUAUCAAAACGAGAACAACUGUAAAUUAUUCCUAUAUGAUGGGUGUGGGGGAAUAUCUAAAAACUGUUAUAAAACAUUAAAAAUGUAUAUAAAGGGAGAUAAUUGCUAAAGUUUGGUGACAGUAACCUGGGAUUUAAUUUGACGGUACUCUAAAGUCACGGCUCUAUUUGUUUUAGGAUCUGGAAAAUGUCUCUUUACACGUCUUUUAAACAGACAAUAACUUCCUUUCACAAAAUUAUAGAAAGGUUUUGAUUAAAUACGUUUCUAUAGUAACAUAUUACUGAUGGUAAUAUGUCCAUCAAAAUAGAUCAAUUUAACAUUUCUUUAUAUAAAAAACUGUAAAAACCUAGUAAAACUUCAGACUUAAUGUAAUGCAAAUUAAAACAACACAUGGAGAACUAACAUUACACAAAAGCUUGGUGGCCUAAUUAAAGGAGAACUAUUUUGAAAAAUCCAAAUUUUGCAUGUUUUUAUUCUUCCAUUUGGGUUUCUACUGAUUCUAAAACAAUCCAACCGCUUACAGAAAACACCCAGAAAACAUCCAGGGAAAAACUGCCAGCUGUUUUCUGGCAGUAAGUUAAGAUUUUUUUGGUGUCUGGAAAAAGAGCCACUUCACAAACCUCCUGAUUGUUAAGCCACAUUCCACAGGCACCCUGUCGUUACCUAGCAACCCCAGCCAAGUUCCGCUCGUUACCUAGCAACCUAAGCUGAGCACCAGCUGGCUUUACCGCUGUAUGGGCUGUACAAUGGCUGCUGGAAGUAACAAGUGGUGGUUGUUGACUCACCAUACAGAAACCACUGGCUGCAUUCCUGUUGGUUGUGUGGGAGGCUCCACUUCUGCUUUUCAAAGAUGUACGGUAAAAUCCCAUUACCCAAGAAUGAUUUUAAACAAAAACAGCCAUGAAAAUGUUUUGACUCUACUAACCUGUUCAAGGAAUCAUAAUAAUGUUUGACACCGUUGUUUUCCCGUAUCUUUGCUACUUGCUGCUGUAGAUCGCCUGGAAUCUGAACUUUUCUUUGCUGACUGUCAUCAUUACCACCUUGCAUUGCUUUGGUGUGGAUUCAUUUUAACACAGAUUUGCAUCUCAAACAGGAGGAUUAUUGCUUCUGCUUAUUAAAUGUUCCACGCCUCCUGCGUGCUCGGGCGUCCUGCUCCGCUGCCUUCGACUUGCAUAAGCUGGUCUGAGUAAUUGCACACCUGUAGGGACGGAUUCCAGUGGCUUUGCUGAGUAAAAGCACACCAGGAAUGUGUCUUCUGUUUUACUCUAAACGAAUCAAAGUUUUCCAAAUGCAUAAAAACAAAAGUUUACAUUGAAAUCAUUUAAGUUUCUGACAGUAAUUUACAGAGUUUGAGCGGCUGCCGGACGGUAGACGGUCGAACGGGAGCAGAUGAAAGCGGAGGAAAGCAUUCCCAGGUUUGACGGAUGGCUUCUGCGUGGCACAUAUUUCAUCCUCCUGGCCUCCCAGUCUGAAACUGGUGGAGGUUCAGGGAGAACCACAGGUGUGCUGGAAACUGUGGGAAAGUUCUCCAGGUGCUGGAAGGGACUGUGAAGUCGCCCUGGGUGAUUUCAGGCAGGAUUUUUAAAAUGUUUUUCUGCAUUGAGGCUCCAUUGAACCAUGGGAAUAGACAUGUUUUUAUGGGAUCGACGAUCUGCUGCAGCUCGUCUUAUAGGCUCAUAAACUGCUGGUUCUGGAUGGAAUAAAUCCCCCAAAAAGCAAUAAAUAAAUAAAACAGAUCUAAAUAUAUCAUCUCCAUAUCAACUGUGCAAAACAUGGAUUUACUAAUCUGUUACUUUAGUCUUUAUGGAAGAUUUACACUCAUUUUAUUGUUUUUGCACAAUUACAUAAAGUAUAUAUAUAUAUUCUGUUAUCCACUUAAACCAAGCCUUAAUGAAUAUAUAUAUAAGAUUAAAAUCUAUUUCAUUUGUGUGAAAUUAUUGGGAAAUUUUAAAAAAUUAUGUCAUUGAUUUACACUGUUUUCUAUAUUUGCGUAUCUGAGUAAAAAACAAAUAUUUAGUGAAUUGCAGAAGUAUUCAUGCUUGUUUACACCUGAAAGCAGAUAAAAAUGAAACACUUUUAUAUUACAUAUUCUAAUAUAUACUAACUGCUUUUAAUGUUGUAUAUUUUGCCCGGUUGCUUGUUGUUAUUUUUUAAAUAGAUCAGUUUUUAGUCAGAAAUGUAUUUACUGAAACUGUUCUCAUUCAAGCCUCAUUCUGAUGAAUAGUUUCUGCUCUUUUAUUCAUGAUGGGAUUAAAAAUAUCUGGGAAAUGAGAAAUAUGGUGCAUCACUUCAGAAACAGUCUAUGGGACGUGUAAAAGGACAAAACACUAAAUAAUUUGAUGUAUUUUCUUCUAAACGGCUCACUGUGUGUCUUUUUAAAACUGUUCAAUCAUGUUUUUCUUCAGAAAUUCUCCAGAUAUUUUGGGGGUUUUGCAUAUAUUCUGUUAGCUUGCAUAAAUAAACUUUUGUUUUGAAAUGAUCUUUUCCUGUGUUUGCUGAAAGUGAACUCAGCUGUUAGAGGGGCUUUUAUUUUGCAGCAAAACUUAGGAUGCUUGUUUUUUCUGUUAGCCACUUAAACCAAAGAUCUUCUCAUCACAGAUGUUUCCCUGCCACGCUUCCUGCUGUUUCUUUGCAAAGUUUAGUCCUGCAUAAAUCAAUAAAGAUUUUAUAACACUGAAA